Necator americanus (New World hookworm) is the source of this 1215-nucleotide messenger RNA. RefSeq lists its product as uncharacterized. Gene Ontology annotation, molecular function: URM1 activating enzyme activity; adenylyltransferase activity; thiosulfate-cyanide sulfurtransferase activity. The coding region runs from base 1 to 1215 and encodes 404 amino acids. The record is from RefSeq and is a predicted model, not a curated record. Lineage: Eukaryota; Metazoa; Nematoda; Chromadorea; Rhabditida; Ancylostomatidae. The transcript has 10 exons. Gene Ontology annotation, cellular component: cytosol; cytoplasm. Gene Ontology annotation, biological process: tRNA wobble position uridine thiolation; protein urmylation.
AUGAAACAUUCGUUGACAAAGGACCAAAUCUCGAGAUAUAGUCGCCAGCUAUUGAUACAAGACUUUGGAGUAAAAGGACAGGAAGGAGUAUGCUCGGCAAAGGUGCUGAUUGUCGGUGCUGGUGGCCUUGGAUGUCCUGUCGCUAUGUACCUAGCUGGUGCGGGAGUGAAGACACUGGGCAUCAUUGACUACGAUGAAGUCGCGUUGGAUAACCUCCACAGACAGGUGGCCCAUAAAGAAAGAUCACUUGGGAUGCCAAAAGUGGAUUCACUUAAGGAAUCUAUCAGCGAGCUCAACAGCACUGUUAAUGUUGUUGUUCACAACAUCGUUCUAAACAAGGAAUGUGCACUUGAUGUUAUGAGGCCUUACGAUAUCGUGGUGGACUGUUCUGAUAAUCCUGCUACGAGGUAUCUUACCAAUGAUGCAUGUGUUAUUCUCAAUAAACCGUUGGUAAGUGGAAGUGCACUGAGAUGGGAAGGCCAAGUAACUGUUUACAACUAUGUCGACGCGAACGGGGAAAGAGGUCCGUGCUACCGCUGCCUCUUCCCGGUUCCCACAAAUCCAGCUCACGUUACUAACUGCAGUGAAGGUGGUGUACUUGGGCCUGUCGUCGGUGUUAUUGGUAGUCUGCAAGCACUAGAAGUUCUAAAAAUUGCUGCAAAACUUAAACCCAGUUUCGCUUCGAAGUUAUACAUAUUUGAUGGGAAAUUCGGUACUUCACGCACAGUUGCUAUUCGACAGCGAAAUAAAGAGUGUUGUGUGUGUGGUGAUAACCCAACUAUUACGGAACUUAUCGACUAUGAAAAUUUCUGUAGCUCUGGUGCAUGCGAUAAGGUACAAAGUCUAAACAUUUUACCUCUGACUGAUAGAGUUUCUGCAUCCGAAUUCUCUCAUAUUAGAGGCUCUGGUCAAACAAUGGUCCUAGUAGACACACGACCUCCUCAUGAGUUUGCGAUCGCUUCUAUCCAGGAGGCUAAAAAUCUCACUUUAGAUGAACUGCGUCGGCUCCACCCCACAAGUAUACGUGAAAAGCUGAGUCUGAAAGGUGUAGAGGAAAGCCAUGGGGAAGUAUACGUGAUAUGUCACCGUGGGAACGAUUCUCAACUUGCUGUGGAGAUUCUUAAAGAAAAACUCAAACCACUACGUGUACGUGAUAUCCAAGGUGGAUACGAAGCGUGGGCAACAGAAGUAGAUCAACAAUUCCCUCGUUACUAG